Molecule: messenger RNA, 3493 nt
Organism: Paramisgurnus dabryanus
Lineage: Eukaryota; Metazoa; Chordata; Actinopteri; Cypriniformes; Cobitidae
Product: tandem C2 domains nuclear protein
Cellular component (GO): nucleus
Source: RefSeq, a predicted model, not a curated record
UUUCUUAACAAUAGAUUUAAUGUGAACAUUGAUGUGUUAUACUGUAUACUAUAAUACAUUUUUAUCUUCUUGCAAAGGUAUUAGGCAGGAGGUUGUAAACUGGCGGGCACUAUGACCUUAACAGAGGCAGAGGUUUUCACUGACUGGAGGCUUUCACAUUCACUUGCUGUAUCCAUGAGUUCAGUCUGCUAUCAGCUCCCUGUGGACAACAACAAAGAUAAACAACAUGAUGGAAUGUUUAAAAGACUGUUGCAGGACGUUUGUGCCGAAGAGGAAAGAACCAGAGACUCAGAUAAUUAAGGUUCAGCCUCUUCGUAAAUUAACACUUGAGUGUAAUGUGAACAAAAGUAUUGGAGUGUCAGAGGAUUAUCUACUGUCCAAACUCCCUCCUGACGGCCGGGAGAUUCCCUUCGUCCUUCCGACGUUUAAGCCUUCCUAUGUUCAGCCGAAAGACGCACAGUACUCCGACUACAAUGUUAGACAACAUGUAGGUCCUACAAGGACCACAUAUGCUGAAAGGAAGGCAGAGCUUGCAGGACCCGGUCAAAUUGUGUACGACCCUGAUUUAACCUUAAACAACAGUCAGAUAAUCAGCUACAUGUCACCAGGUUCAUUGAGACGCCCCAAUCUGAAGACAAAAACCAACAAUUGCCCCGACUCAGGUUGGGAAAGGAAUAGCAAACAGAGACUCAGUCACUCCAUGUUCGAUUUGUCAAAUCCCCAGGGCCAUGUACAGCGGUAUGAUUCGGUAUCCAGUGUCCUGAGCAGCACAUCCUCCAUUCCGGAUUCCUUUGGGAGCAGCCAUAGUCUAGAGUCGAUCACCCCGUCUGGAGAUGAGAGGGAAUACGAGAUAGGAAACGUGUGUGUGCAGCUGAGGUAUGAGGAGGCGGUGGAGCAGGUGUGGAUCACCUUGGUAAAGUGUACAGGCCUAAAUGCGUACACUGAAGGGGUUGAGCCUCAGAGGAUUGGGGUCAAAGGGGUCAUCACUAUGACGAAGCAAGUGCGGUUUAAAAGUACGGUCAAAGAAGCAUCAGCUGACACAGACUUCAUGGAGACAUUUGUAUUCACUCUAAACUUAGAGCAAAUACGCAGGUCUGCGCUGGUGCUGCGUCUGCAGGCUUACACACCACGCAAACGUACAAUCGGAGAGUGUGUGUUAUCUCUCCGAACCCUUGGCCCGCAGGAAACACAGCACUGGCUGGUGUUCAGGAGCCACAGUAAAACACAUGUGUGCCGUGCUGAGCUUCAGCUAGGUUUGUGCUUUCAGCCAGUGAGCAGUAGAAUGCAACUCCAGAUCCUCAGUGCUCAAAACCUCCCAUCAUCAUCCUCACCACUCACACAGAGUUUCUUUGUGAAGGUGGACAUGCUUAGUGAUGGCAAGUUCUUGCUGAAGAGAAAGACAAAGGCGAUGAAGUCAUCAGGGGGGCAUGUACAGUGGGGGGAGGUGCUGUAUUUCCCGAUCACCAAUCAGGACAAGAAUCUUCAGCUGUCAGUCAAACUCUACAAAUGUGCCUCUGUACGGAGAAAAAAUCUGCUUGGACAGAUGCUCUUGGGUUUUGACAGCAGUUCUUCAGAGGCGGUGGAACAGUGGAGAGAUUCCACAACUCAUCCAGAAAAAGUAGUGACUUCAUGGCACAGACUCAGUCGACCCUGAAAGAACGAAGAAAUUGAAUGAGAAAGCGAGAAUGACUAUAAAAGUGGUGGUGGAGAAGGCUGAUCCAAUCAGAUAUAAUAUGUUUACUUGCCCCUCAGAUUUUUGAGCCAAAUAGACAACUUCCAAAAAAUAUUCAAUUCAAUUUUAUUUUUCACAAAUGUUAAUUGUUCAAAGCAGCUUUACAUUAAAAGAGGCAGGGGAAAACACAGAAAAACCGACAGACAACAUAAUUAGAAAAAUACAGCGGCAAUGAAUAAACUUUAUAAGCGAGCGUAUUAAUAAUUUAACAUAUAGAAGAGGGUGCUAAAUUAAGCCAAUGUAGGCUGACUCCCUGGGGUUGAAAAACCCCCUAGAUAAAAAACCUUUUUUAGGACUUUCUUAAGGAGAUUAGAUGGGUUCCGCCAGUUGUCUUUUGUCGGGCAUUGGACAGGUUGAAGGACGGCCAGUAGAUCAGUGGUGUGUUGACCUUCACGGCAGCCGGAACUGGGUCUGUUUGUCUCAAUGUCCUCGGGAUCAAAGACGAGACAGGGAGAGAGAAACAAAAUCCUAUUAGCAUAGGGGCCGUUCGCAUGUAAUUCAAGUGUCACACAGUGUUGUGGUUUAAAAUCUGCUCAGUUCCAGACAGGCUAGCUAUUGCGACAUUAGUAUAUUACCCAGACGAGUUAUGUGAAUGUUUUGUUCCGUAAAGGCUAACUAUUGCAACAUUUAAUUAUGUAAAUGCUUUGUGUAUUUGAUCAUUCAGUUACACAAUUAUCGUAGAUUUUUUUUUUCAUCAUCUACCCACCCUCAUGUUGCUCAAAACCUCUCCUGUAAAAGGCAAAAGAAAUAUAAAGGCGGCUGUUUCGUAUACAAUGAUGAUAUGACUUUUAAUUUUAGAUUUUUCAAAACUAUAUUACAUUCGCCAAACAAAAACUGAAGCAUUGCUUACAUAUCUUAAAGAAUUUAGUAUUUAACAUGUUUUUAUAGUCUUUGGUCAUAUAUCACUUAAGCAUCAGGUUAAACAAACCUUAAAUUAAACAAAGCAGUACUAUUAUUAGUGUAGCAGCAAUUAAAAUAGUGCAGAUAUACAAGACUGUCAGUUAAUAUCCUUUGAGAAUUCAUAAGUGAAGUAUGAAGUUCAGUAUUCUUCUUCUCCAUGCAACAUCAGGACAGCUAAGUUAAUGUUCAUUGAAAAUAGAUCUCUACAGUUUCUGAUGCCAAGUGAUUAUGGUGAUGAUUAAUGCAUGUUCACUUACUGUUAGAUAAAGACAAACUUGUUUAAAUGUAAUGUUUUUCCCAUGCUGAGGCUAAAGGUAAAAACUUUUAAAAGUUUAGGAGGGCUUGAGUUACAUUCCCGUUCAUGUGGAACUCAAUCCUUCAAUUCAAUGCCUCCUAGUUCCUUUCACAGAGGAAGAGAAGACAAACGAAAGAGAGAGACUGCAACAAAGAGACUUUUGUUUACACUGGCAUUUUGUUUUCCUGCAUGUUUUCUGCUGCUCUUAAUUCAAGGUGACCUAAUUUUCUAAGAAUAAAGUUUUGCAUAGAUGACAGUAAGUAACUAGUCUUCAUAUUUAAGCAGGAAUAUUGUAUGGGUUGCUGUAGUUAGACAUUGAAGUGUUUUAACAGACAUGAAGAAGCAACAUUUAUUUUUUAUUGAUUGCAUUUUUGUGUGCGUGUACACAAAGAUCUUGUCUGAACGUGUUUGUGCAAAAAAACCUGAUCAAAUCACCCUGGAUAAAAGAAUUUGACAUUUCCAAUUUUUAUGGACAUUUUAUAAAACACCUAAACUUUUUUAUAUGCUGUUUUAUUGUUUGUCAUUGUGUAAACAGCAAUGUUGCAGUAAAUUUAUUUUAAGUAAUU